CUGUAAGUGACAGAAUGGGGAGGGUUCCGUCCCUCUCGCGCUCUUGGAGAGCUGGGGGGCUAUAAAAAGAGGAGGCGCAGGGCAGCUGGGAGACAGAGGCGGACGGAGGCUGAGAGGGGAAAGGAGAGGACAGAGAAGCAAGCCAGCACCAGGCCACUCCUUGAGCGACGCCAGCAUGGGCUCCCCCACCAUCACCACCAGCUUCCUCCUCUUCCUGGCAUUUCAGCUCCUGGGGCAAAUAGGAGCUAACCCCGUGUAUGGCUCUGUGUCCAAUGCAGACCUGAUGGAUUUCAAGAAUUUGCUGGACCACUUGGAGGACAAGAUGCCUUUAGAAGAGGAGGUCGUGCCCCAACAAGUACUAAACGAGCAGAAUGAGGAAGCUGGGGCGGCUCUCAGCCCCCUCCCUGACGUGCCUCCCUGGACAGGGGAGGUCAACCCAGCCCAGAGAGAUGGGGGUGCCCUUGGGCGGAGCCCCUGGGACUCCUCCGAUAGAUCUGGUCUCCUGAAAAGCAAGCUGAGGGCACUGCUUGCUGCCCCUCGGAGCUUGCGGAGGUCCAGCUGCUUCGGAGGCAGGAUGGACAGGAUUGGAGCCCAGAGCGGACUGGGCUGCAACAGCUUCCGGUACCGAAGAUAACGGCCAGGGAGGAAAAGGCGGGCCAGGCCCUGGGGGCAAACUUCAAGAGACCCUCAUCCCUUGGGGUCUCUCACUCAACUUUGUCACAUCUCAUUGCCAUCAAAUCGAGCCGUGACGAGCACCGUAUUCAAGCUUUAGCCUCUUGUCAACGUUUCUCACAUUUUAUGCUAAAUGUAGAUAAAGUGGUUUAAUUGUGGCUUCCCCACCUCUCCCAUCUCUUGCACUUAAUUUUAGGAUAGACACUCACCUGUUACUGAAAGCGGUUUGAAAGUGAAUAAAUUUCAGCACCACGGACAGAAGCCAAA
This is a messenger RNA of Enhydra lutris kenyoni (northern sea otter), 939 nucleotides long. Its product is annotated as natriuretic peptide A. Gene Ontology annotation, cellular component: cytoplasm; extracellular region; nucleus. Bases 176 to 634 code for a protein of 152 amino acids. The record is from RefSeq and is a predicted model, not a curated record. The transcript is spliced from 3 exons. Lineage: Eukaryota; Metazoa; Chordata; Mammalia; Carnivora; Mustelidae. Gene Ontology annotation, molecular function: hormone activity; hormone receptor binding. Gene Ontology annotation, biological process: neuropeptide signaling pathway; receptor guanylyl cyclase signaling pathway; negative regulation of systemic arterial blood pressure.